This is a messenger RNA of Aureobasidium pullulans EXF-150, 1186 nucleotides long. RefSeq lists its product as uncharacterized. The record is from RefSeq and is a predicted model, not a curated record. The transcript has a single exon. Bases 198 to 878 code for a protein of 226 amino acids. Lineage: Eukaryota; Fungi; Ascomycota; Dothideomycetes; Dothideales; Saccotheciaceae.
GCUGGAGAGUGCAAAAGGGUCUAUUGAUCUGAUUGCUGAAGAAAUAGUUUGACGAUUUUUAUGAUACCCCUGGUCUACUGUGAUAGACCAAUGCGAGAAGCGAAGGAAGAGAGAAGAACAGCCGACAUCUGUUGAUCCCAACUGGGUAUCGAACUAGCUAUCAAAAGCAAAAUGGUUUGGGUGAUUGUCCACUGAGAAUGCUUGUUCGUUCGUGCCCGCUUCGGACAGCGUAUCUACUUACAACACCAUCUUACGUUCCCCCGGACUGGUACAGAGAUAGCUCGAUAGACCGAGAGAGGUCGGUCCCGGUACCGCUAUUAUACUUUAGAAGAAAGCUUUCUAAAGAUACAAGACCUCGCUGUAAACCUCCAAGGACAAUCUGGCACUUUCUGUGUCGCUGUAUAAAGCUCACAAGCUUUGUAGUUUCUCAGUCCCACCUUCUUCGGCCAACAGCCCAAACAUUGGCCCAACACGCACCAAAGUUGCUGCCGCUAGUCGCCAUUCCUCUGCCGUACACACCUCGCGAGGCAGAGCCAGUCCAACAACGAGGCGGCCAUGGAAAAGCAGAUCACUCCUUGGUAGACAUGUCGAACCUCACAGUCUUUUCGCCACGGGACUCGCCGCUACUCAUACGCCUCAUCCUCUCAACUCGAAGGGCCUCUUGUCGAAGCUUGUCCAUCGUUGUUGCCGACAUCGUCUUCUCCCAGUGGAUACCCAUGCCGCCGCGCAGUUUCAGCAAUUCGAUCGUUAUGGGCGGCUCAUUCGAGGUCUUCUCCUCUGCAGUAAAGUCCUCUAGUCGACUUUUCAUGUCUUGGGUCGUAGGAAGCUUGGGGUUCUUACUGGAGCGACUGGUGUUGGCAGGGGUGAUCUUCAACUGAGGGGUAGCUUUGAGAGUUGACACGCUUGAUUGUUGGUCGAGGCGAUUGCUUUCGAUGGGGUCUUUUGUUCCUCGACCACUACCUUUGGUCAGUCGAGUGACAACCAUACGAUACAAUGACGGGUACCAUUCUGCCAUCUUGAACACCUCAGCAAUUCUUUGGGAGAGCUCUUCUUCAUUCUGGAUUUCAUGAUGGACCUUUCGGACUUCUUGGUCGACGAGAGUGGGUGUGAGGACAGGUGCAUCGUGGAGUGGCUGAUGAAUGGCGGCGAGUAUCUCCAAAGCCGACAUACCUGAUGAUUGAUCCAU